Oreochromis aureus is the source of this 2869-nucleotide messenger RNA. Its product is annotated as solute carrier family 25 member 53. The record is from RefSeq and is a predicted model, not a curated record. The transcript is spliced from 2 exons. Bases 185 to 1063 code for a protein of 292 amino acids. Lineage: Eukaryota; Metazoa; Chordata; Actinopteri; Cichliformes; Cichlidae.
UCUAUUGUGGACCGCUUAUCGGAGCAGCAUCUGUGGUAACUAUAGGCACAAGCAGAAAAACCCUCUCCUCAUGCAGCACUGGAAAAAACAAUAAAUACGCGCCCGUUCUGCCUCCACAUUGCUACAAUGAACUGUGGAAAAUAACAAAUUGUUUUUCUGGUGGAGACAGCUGACAGAGAGAAUAAUGGCCGGCGGUUCUGAGAGUAAACAAGAAGAGGCACUUGGCAACCUAAUGGUUCAUUUCCAGAGCUACUUGCAUGGAGGAACCUCCAGCUUGCUGUCCACCCUUCCCACCCUUAUCGUCUUUCCUGUCUAUAAGACUGUUUUUCGUCAACAAAUCCACAACACCUCAGUUCACAAGGCAGUGGCACAGCUCUAUAGAGAGGGCCCUGUGAAGCUCUAUAGGGGUGUGGCUCCACCGUUAGUGAUGAGGACGCUGAACGGCACGCUGCUCUUUGGCCUCCAGGAUACCCUCCUCCGACAGCUCCCCCUAUCAUCCCAGAAUGUCAUCUCUGCCAAGGCCCUUCCUGCUCUGGCGGGGUUUGGGGCAGGUGUUGUAGAAGCCAUGGUUUUUACGCCCUUUGAGCGCGUUCAGAAUGUGCUGCAGAACAGCCAGAAUGACAGUCGUCUACCCUCGUUGAAGAGCGUCCUUCUAAGGCUAAAGGCAGAGGGGAUGGCUUUAGGCUACUACAGAGCCUUCCUGCCCAUUGCAGCCCGCAACGCCUUCGGCAGCUCCCUCUACUUUGGACUGAAGGGGCCUGUGUGUGUUGCUGUGGCGGAGCAGGGGCUCUCACCAAUGGCCUCCUCUUUCAUCUCAGGAACAGUGAUAUCAAUGGCAGUCAGCUUGACUCUGUACCCACUCUCUGUGCUUGUGGCAAACAUGCAGGCACAAGUAGGUGGGGAUGUUAAAGGGGUCAUAGCAUGCUGGGCUCUGCUCUGGAAAUCUCGUAAUCGGAGUUUGGUGUUACUGUAUCGAGGAGGUUCCAUGGUUAUCCUGAGGUCGUGCAUCACUUGGGGACUCACCACUGCCAUUUAUGACAGGCAGGAGAAACGAUCAGGCUGAAGAUACAUGCGCCAGACAUUUUUAGAUAUGCUAGUAUCCACAAAAGUUCAUUCAAUUUUGAUAUUGUUCACAGGAGACGUUUUGACUUAUAACUGCAAGAAAAAACAGUAUUGAUAAGCCUUUAUAGUGUGGGAGUGAACUAGUACAAGCAAUUCUGGUACUCUGAAACCAUAAUUUUAACAAUCAUUCAAUAUAUUACUUCCACCUGCACUUAUCUGAUGUUUACAGCUGUGAGUGUCUUCAGUGAAGAAAAUGCAGUCAUACUAACAAGCUAAUUUUGUGUGUCAAAAUGUGCUAGCAAGCUGACAGCACCACUGCUAAGACUUCUGGUCUAAGAGAUGGGUUCGAAUAGUUCUACUUCGAUGAAGUUGUCAGUCAUAUAUGCUUUGAAUUUUUAUUGUUUUGUAAGGAAAGUGAUUUUGCAUAUCAUGAUUAAGACUCAGAAAUGCUGUAAGCCAGCCAGGCUUUAAGAACGGAUGCCAUAAUAUACAGAGUCAGAAACACAGAUUUGUUUUCUAUUACCUGAGAAUUAGGAUUAUCUCAAUACUCAUCACGUUGGUUGCUUUGUGCACUGCCGGUAAUGUCAUCACACAGCCACAAUGCAGUUCUGCAGGGGCAGUCCAAGAUUUUUGGGGGCCUAAAGCAGAAUUUGAUUUGGGGCCCACCAACCACCCACUUCAGUGCAGCCACAAUUAUCCAUGAAUUGUCCAUGUUAGAUCAUUUGUCAUAUACAUAUACAUAAUCAUGACUUUCUAGUGCAGUGGAAAGAAAUAACCCAGGAGACAAGUUAACUUUUGUAAAUUCAAAACAGCUGACUGUUCAUACUGUUUUUAAAAUGUGCAGAAUGGCAGAAAAUUAUAUUAAUUCAUAAACAUACCUUUAUCCCAAUGCUUCCCCCUCCUUUUUUUCUUUUUAGCCAAAUAAGUCUUUUUUUCUUUUUUUUUUUAACAUAUUUGUUGCGGUCUACUUUGAAACACUUAUAGUGGGCAUGAACGUGGCCUCAACUAUGACAGUGAAAGUGAUCAAACCAGUAGCAUUAACCUGUCAUUUUGUUAAUAUAUGUAUCAAAAAUAUUUAGCUUUCUCUUUCAUAAAUACAACUUGUAUAUCACAAAAAUUAGACAUUUAUUAACCUGCAUUGUGUGACAUUUCAAAUGCUCUCGGGGGCCCCCUGCUGGCGAGGGAGCCCGCAACCAGCUGCUUAGUCUGCUUAUGGCUGACACAUCGACUUAUGCUUGUCCUACUUAAAAAAGGUCACUCCCUCUUUCUGUGCUGUGAUGAGGUCAUGUACAACAAGCGAGUUGUUAAUAUCAGCCAGGUACACCUUGAACACGCACACCCAUUGACGAGUGUGCAAACUGCAGGUCGUGAGGUAUUAUUAUUAUGUGUUAUGAAACAGGUUUUCUGUGCACAGAGGGAGUUAUGUUGUAGUUCUGUGUAAAACACUGUGGCAUUAUACUGAAUUAUAUUCAGUCUUACACUUUUUAAUGUAAUCUGUUAUUUCCUCUGUAGCCGAUGAUUGAAGGUAAUAAUCAUUGUUGUUUUACUUUUUAAAAAGUUUAUUUGAAUGUUUUUUGUUUCUGUGAAAUGUCAUUUUUAUUCUGGGCAUUUUGUGUGCUAAAGAGGAUACAACCUACUGUGACUCCUUAACUCACCUGUUGUUUUAAUUUAUUUUUUUAAAUGUUCCUUUUAUACUGUAUGUAUGUAAGACCCCACAAAUCUAUGUAUUGUUUACAUGUGUGGAUUCCCGUCUUUUUGCAAGAUGAACAAUUUCCUUCUGAAAAAAACCCAUGAUAUUAAGCCAUGU